AUGAACGCGUACGAGCGGCACAAGAAGAUGGUGCACGACCUGGUCGCCUACUACGGAGGCCAGGCGCCGCAGGGCGGCCAGGCGGGCCCCGCAAAGACAGACUACGACCUGCUGCUGGAGAACUUCAGGUUCAUCCGCAGCGAGGCCGACGAUGCGGGCGACAGCUGGGAGGUGCGGCUGGCCAAGCGCUACUACAGCAAGCUGUUCAAGGAGUAUGCCAUAGCCGACCUGAGCCGGUACCGGGAGGGCAGGGUGGGGCUGCGCUGGAGGACGCAGCGAGAGGUGGUCAACGGGCGGGGCCAGUUUGUGUGCGGCGCACAGGGCUGCGAGGAGCGGCGCGGGCUGGCCUCGUUCGAGGUGCCCUUUGCGUACCAGGAGGCCGGGGAGCGGAAGCAGGCGCUGGUCAAGCUGCGGGUGUGCCCCACCCACGCCCACCAGCUCAACUACCGCAAGCAGCGCGAGGCGCAGCGCGCGCACCGGGAGCGGCGGCGCAAGGAGGUGCGGCGGCGGCGCGCCAAGGAGGAACGGCGGUGGAAGGGCAGGGGCAGCAGCAAGGAGGCCAAGCGCGGCAGGAAGCGGCGGCGCAGGCGCAGCAGGAGCAGCAGCAGUAGCAGGAGCAGCAGCGGCAGCGAAGGGUCCACUAGCAGCAGCUCCUCAUCUGCAAGCAGCAGCAGCAGCAGCAGCAGCGAGGACGAGGGCGAGGAGCAGCGCAGGGGCAGGAAGCGCAGGCGGCACGGCGAGGAGCGGCCGGCUGGCCGGCAGCAGCAGGGGACUGCCGGGGCGGCUGCCGCGGCGGGCCAGCCGGCGGAGAAUGAUUUUGAUGCGUUCAUGCAAGGCCUGUUUGAAUGA
Molecule: messenger RNA, 849 nt
Organism: Chlorella variabilis
Lineage: Eukaryota; Viridiplantae; Chlorophyta; Trebouxiophyceae; Chlorellales; Chlorellaceae
Exons: 5
Coding region: 1-849 (282 amino acids)
Biological process (GO): dephosphorylation
Molecular function (GO): phosphatase activity
Source: RefSeq, a predicted model, not a curated record